Molecule: messenger RNA, 1261 nt
Organism: Peromyscus maniculatus bairdii (prairie deer mouse)
Lineage: Eukaryota; Metazoa; Chordata; Mammalia; Rodentia; Cricetidae
Source: RefSeq, a predicted model, not a curated record
GACCCGGGUCCAGGCCCAGUGUCUCAUCUCUUCCUGUUCUCAGCGGGGUGACUGGGGUUUUUAGCGCCCGUGGGGUCCGCCUGUUGAGCAGAUUGACCGGUGUGUGAAGAGGCUCAAGCUGGCGCAUAGGAAUCCGCUCUGGGGUGCUGUUACUAUCCCCAAUGUGUAGCUGAGACCUGACAUGCUAAGGAACUUGCCACCCCUCAGCGAAGCAGAUUGUAAACGCAUAAACAGAAUUUAAAUCCGGAACCCAUUGGUGCCAGAAUCUGAGCUCUUAACUGUCUUUCUAAAUUGUUUUCUGAGAGUAUCAUUCCUUUCGGAUCUGUGAGAGGAAAUCCCGAAGUCAGCCUUGGAGGCUAUUUGAAAAGUUUUACGCAAACAUGGAUAUCAGACCAAAUCACACUAUUUAUAUCAACAAUAUGAAUGAUAAAAUUAAAAAAGAAGAGUUGAAGAGAUCCUUGUAUGCCCUGUUUUCUCAGUUUGGACACGUGGUAGAUAUUGUGGCUUUAAAGACCAUGAAGAUGAGGGGUCAGGCUUUUGUUAUAUUUAAGGAACUGGGCUCAUCCACAAAUGCUCUGAGACAGUUACAAGGAUUUCCAUUUUAUGGUAAACCAAUGCGAAUUCAAUAUGCAAAAACAGAUUCUGACAUAAUAUCUAAAAUGCGUGGCACUUUUGCUGACAAGGAAAAGAAAAAGGAAAAGAAGAAAGCUAAAACCAUGGAACAGGCUGCAGCAGCUGCAAACAAAAAGCCUGGCCAGGGAACACCAAAUUCAGCUAAUACUCAAGGAAACGCAGUGCCAAAUCCUCAGGUCCCCGAUUACCCUCCAAACUAUAUUCUGUUCCUUAAUAACUUACCAGAAGAGACGAAUGAGAUGAUGUUAUCCAUGCUGUUCAAUCAGUUCCCUGGUUUCAAGGAAGUUCGCCUGGUACCUGGGAGGCAUGACAUUGCAUUUGUAGAAUUUGAAAAUGAUGGACAGGCUGGAGCUGCCAGAGAUGCUUUGCAAGGGUUUAAGAUCACACCAUCCCAUGCCAUGAAGAUUACCUAUGCCAAGAAAUAACAUUUGGAAUAGCCAGUUUUAAAGGACUUGGUAUUAUUUAUAAUGUUCGUUUUGAUUACAUUGGGUCAAGUCAUUUUAGUGGUUGGAAGUGAAAGUGAAGUUUGGGGGAAAGAGUCACCUAAUGUUUUUUUAGUUUUGGUGAACUGUGAAAUCUAAAGCCUUAAUUUUGUACAAUAAACUUUUAUUUGUAUUCUGUGUACUUA